Molecule: messenger RNA, 1345 nt
Organism: Myotis lucifugus (little brown bat)
Lineage: Eukaryota; Metazoa; Chordata; Mammalia; Chiroptera; Vespertilionidae
Product: zinc finger protein OZF-like
Exons: 3
Biological process (GO): negative regulation of transcription by RNA polymerase II
Molecular function (GO): DNA-binding transcription repressor activity, RNA polymerase II-specific
Source: RefSeq, a predicted model, not a curated record
AAGUCAUGACGAGUGGGCUAAAUGUGAAAAAGCUGCCAGCCACAACCAGAAAGUUGUUCAACAUCAGGUUGUCUGCUCCAGAGAAGUGAUUUAUAAGUGUAAAAAAUGCAGGAAGUCCUUCAAUCAAAGCAGUACCUUCACUCAACACCAGAGAGGUCACACUAGUGAAAAACCUUAUGAAUAUAGUGAAUUUGGGAAAUCUUUUACCUGCAAUAAUCACCUCCUUAUCCACAGGAGAAUUUACACUGGAGAAAAGCCAUAUAAGUGUAGUGACUGUGGGAAGUCAUUUACACACAGGUCUACCCUCAUUUAACACCAAAGAGUUCACACUGGAGAAGAGCCAUAUGAGUGUAGCGAAUGUGGGAAGCAUUUCAGAGAAAAGGCUGCCCUCACUAAACACCACAGUGUUCACACUGGAGAAAAGCCAUAUGAGUGCAGUGAAUGUGGGAUAUCCUUUCGUCAAAAGUGUCACCUCACUGUGCACCAAAGAGUUCACACUGGAGAAAAGCCAUAUGAGUGUAGCGAAUGUGGGAAGUAUUUCAGAGAAAAGGCUGCCCUCACUAGACACCACAGAGUUCACACUGGAGAAAAGCCAUAUGAGUGUAGUGAAUGUGGGAAGCAUUUCAGACAAAAGGCUGCCCUCACUAUACACCACAGAGUUCACACUGGAGAAAAUCCAUAUGAGUGUAGUGAAUGUGGGAUAUCCUUUCGUCGGAGGUCUCACCUCACUAAACACCACACAGUUCACACUGGAGAAAAGCCAUAUGAGUGUAGUGAAUGUGGGAUAUCCUUUCGUCAAAUGUAUAACCUCACUAUACACCAAAGAGUUCACACUGGAGAAAAGCCAUAUGAGUGUAGUGAAUGUGGGAAGCAUUUCCGUGAAAGGGCUGCCCUCACUAUACACCACAGAGUUCACACUGGAGAAAAGCCAUAUGGGUGUAGCGAUUGUGGGAAACAUUUCAGAGAAAGGGCUACCCUCACUAUACACCGCAGAGUUCACACUGGAGAAAAGCCAUAUGAGUGUAGUGAAUGUGGGAAGCAUUUCAGACAAAAGGCUGCCCUCACUAUCCACCAACGAGUUCACACUGGAGAAAAGCCAUAUGAGUGUAGCGAUUGUGGGAGGCAUUUCAGACAAAAGGCUGCCCUCACUAUACACCAACGAGUUCACACUGGAGAAAAGCCAUAUGAGUGUAGCGAUUGUGGGAAACAUUUCAGACAAAAGGCUGCCCUCACUAACCACCGCAGAGUUCACACUGGAGAAAAGCCAUAUGAGUGUAGUGAAUGUGGGAAGCAUUUCAGUGAAAGGUCUGCCCUCAGGAAACACCACAGAGUUCACACUCGAUAA